Messenger RNA from Melopsittacus undulatus (budgerigar), 1467 nucleotides. RefSeq names its product radial spoke head 3 (gene RSPH3). NCBI's taxonomy places the organism in Eukaryota, Metazoa, Chordata, Aves, Psittaciformes, Psittaculidae. The record is from RefSeq and is a predicted model, not a curated record. Gene Ontology annotation, cellular component: cilium. The transcript has 9 exons. Bases 1 to 1287 code for a protein of 428 amino acids.
AUGCCGCGCCUCCGGGACCCGGAGGUGGCGGCGGUCCCUGCCGUCCUCUACAGCUACAGCAGCCUCCCGCGCACCCUCCCUGCCCGUCCCAAGUACCGACCGCCGCCGGACGCCGCCGAGUCAGGAAAGGAGCCUAUUCCUUACACCAACCUCAUGUACGACCCGAGAGUGGUGCGCGGCAACACUUACGCUCUGGAAGUCAUACCUGUGAUUACCCCACCCACUCCCUUUGAGAUUCAAAGGCAGAAAGAAGCAUGGAAAAGAGCACUGGCUAGGAAGCGUGCAAAAGAGCAAAUGCAACCAAAAACACCUGAGCCUGUGGAAGGCAGAGAGCACAUUCAGGUGCAAACAGAACUGUAUUUGGAAGAGAUUAGUGACCGGAUAAUAGAGGUUGAUGUAGAGUGUCAAACAGAUGCAUUUUUGGACAGACCACCCAGUCCAUUCUUCAUACCAGCCAAAACGGGAAAAGAUGUGGCCACGCAAUUAGCAGGAGAGUUGUUUGACUUUGACAUUGAAGUCAAGCCGAUCCUGGAAGUGCUGGUUGGGAAAACGGUUGAGCAAGCUUUGCUGGAAGUCAUGGAGGAGGAAGAGCUGGCCCAGCUGUGGGCACAUCAGCGUGCCUAUGCAGAGCUGCGCAACGCAGAGCUUGCUGAAGUACAGCGCCUGGAAGAGGAGGACAGGCGAUACAGAGAGGAGAAGGAACGUCGCAGACGCCAGCACAUGCAAAUGCUGAAGAAACAGAAAGAGACUGCAGAGAAAAUUGCAGCUCAGGCGUUCACUAAGCAUUACUUGGCUGAUCUUAUUCCCUCGGUCUUCAACAAUCUUCGUGAGGGUGGAUUUUUUUAUGAUCCUAUAGAAAGGGAUAUUGAGACAGAAUUCCUUCCAUGGCUGAUGACAGAAGUAGAAGAAGAACUAGAGGGGAAGGUUCUGGCAAGGGUAUUGCUUGACUCCUUGGUUCGUACAGUUGUUGAAAACCGCUUAGAAGCAUUUAGCUGUAAACCUCCAUCUGAUCAGCCCCAGGCACCUGCUGAAGAGCCUCAGCCUCCAGAAGAGCCUCAGCCUCCAGAGGAGCCUCAGCCUCCAGAGGAGCCUCAGCCGCCAGAGGAGCCUCAGCCACCAGAAGAGCCUCAGCCACCAGAAGAGCCUCAGCCAGCAUAUGCAGAACCCCAGAUAUCUGGUGAGACAGAUGCUACUGACCAACCAGUCACAGAGAGAGAGGAGACUGACCAACAUGUUACUGUGCAACAGUCUUCACAUCGUAUGUCUUUCCAGUUAGAAUUGGGAUAGAUUAACCUAGAGGACUGAUGUGGAUCAUUCUUGAAAAGAUGCAAACAAAUGCCGACUUGAAUAUUCAGGUUUGGAAUGUUCCAAGAGGAACCUGGAAUAUUUUAUUUUUUGUCACUCCUGCUUUGUGCUUAAUUACUGGAAAACUUACUUUAAGUGUUGAAUUAUUUUAUUUAAACAGGU